Messenger RNA from Giardia duodenalis, 1860 nucleotides. Its product is annotated as Glycerophosphocholine phosphodiesterase. The transcript has a single exon. Gene Ontology annotation, molecular function: phosphoric diester hydrolase activity. The coding region runs from base 1 to 1860 and encodes 619 amino acids. Gene Ontology annotation, biological process: glycerophospholipid catabolic process. Lineage: Eukaryota; Fornicata; Diplomonadida; Hexamitidae. The record is from RefSeq and is a predicted model, not a curated record.
AUGCUCCAAGUAAUCAGUCGCACAGCUCUUUCGGAUGCUUCACCAGAAGGCAAAGUACUUUCCACUACACCAAUAGGCAACUGUACUGUGUCACAACUUGCGCUAAAUGCGGAAUCUUUGUCCUCACUAAAAUACCUGCUCCUUUCCCUUGUCCAAGGUUCGUCCCCAGAUAAGAUAAAGCAUUUCGAAGAACAGCUUCAAGCUAUGAUGGAGGACGUGCACCUAGUUCCAUACAUAAGUAUGUUCAUUAGUGAUGGGGCUUUACCAGUGUUUCGUAAAGCUUUCAACUUUACGUUAUAUCCAAUGUUUCAUAUUGAACUCUGUCACAAGACGCUGGAGAAUGCCUGGACAGGCAUUGAGAAUGAAUACUCUCUUAGGUUGGGACCACUUGAGCCACUUCUGUCAUUCCGAACUCGCAGCACCUAUCUCUCAAGUGGAGUCUCUUCAACCCUGGGUAAGAUACAUCUGGCUGGAUACAUUUUCCUCAGCAAGCAUGCACUUUUAGCCCCGUUAUACUUUGCUUCUACGGUUUCUCUUGAACUCUUUGCAAAUAAGCCAGGCACCAACGUCACCAGACCAAUCAUUGCUUAUAGAAUACCAGUAUCGGACUUCAUCGCACAGACAGAGAGAACACAUACUAUUCCAGUCGACUCGACGGUGGAAGUUAGAAUUACAUACUGUGGACAGCAUGCUCCGGGCCACCUUUGCAACCUUUCACGCUCUUCCUUGACUCUCCCAACUUCUCCAGUCGCCAACGCGUUGCCAAUUCUGGGCCACAGGGGCUGUGGAAGCAAUAAGAUUCACUUUGGACAAAAAGCACCAAUACUGGAGAAUACGCCCUUGUCCAUACUGACAGCUCGCCAAAUGGGUUGCGUAGGAAGCGAGUUGGAUAUCAUUCUAACUAAAGAUAUGGUCCCUGUGAUUAAUCAUGACUUUGAGUUGAAUGUUAUCGCCGACACAAUUCUACAGUCUAAAAUCAGUCUCCCUAUACCAUGUAUGUUGUACCAUGAGAUUGCUAAUCUAGAAAAUCCCAGAGGAAUAAAGGCAGUCGGUCAUGAGCGUAAUCUUUUCUCUUCGAAGCAUCUUUCUGGGCGCUCAACUUCUGCUCCACUUAUGCGUUAUCACACUAAGUGUACAGAGAUUCUAAUAGAUCACGAACCUAAGGAAGCUUUCCACAAUGCAUUGACAGAAGAAGUGUUAAAACAGAAUCCUGACUGUGGUGAAGAGCACAGGGUUUCAUACCCGGUCAUAACGGAGCAGAAGCGUCUGUAUACGCUUGCUGAAAUACUAGAACAGUGCACGGAUAUGAUACUGAACAUUGAGCUCAAGUACCCCUCCAGGUUUUCGCCUUACAGUACACUCUAUCCGUCAAGACUGGCUCUAGUGAAAGUAGUCCUGGAUACUCUCAAUAACAAAGCUCAGAUGAAUAGUUCAAAAGCACCGAGAGUAUUCAUAUCAUCAUUUGAUUCUAUUAUCUGUAUCUUAGUGAAGCUCUUAGCACCAUCUAUCCCUGUCUUCUUGUUAUUCUUGGGAGACAAUGAAACGGUAGCUCCUUAUAUGGAUGUAGACCUAACUGUUCCUAGUCAAUUAUUCUCAGAAGAUGCUAUAUCUGUUGUCAGCUCCAUAAAUCUAACUGGAGUGGUUCUCUGGAAAGAUAUACUAAGCGUUCAAACAGGACCCAUGUGUCUGUACGAGUAUGCACACCACCAUGGGCUCACUAUCUUAACAUAUGGGACUGCAGUGGGUGAAGCUAUACAGGAUCAACAAGACAAGGGGGUCUCUGCCUUAAUAUGUGACCUUUGCCAUUAUCAGGGGCUCACCGUCUCUGAAUCUUUAAAUGUGGAGCGCAGAACUUACUAA